AUGUUGUCAGGUAGCCGCCAUUGCAUGAGAACCAGAGCAGCUGCAGCUUCAGUCUCCGAAAAAUUCGUCCUGCCGAACCACGAGCCGCUCCUUUUUCUAUACCCUCGUUGUCUCUCAUCCCAGGUCAAUGGAUUUUCUACAAUACCAGCAGGGUUCCCAUUGGGGAACAAACGGCGAUCAAAGCUCAUAUGUAAGAGCAGCUUACGACAAUCUUAUUGUGAUAAAUUGGUGAGACAUUCGUCCCAGCUCACCGCGUCCGCAAACCACCUACCAUCCGAUACCCAGACUGUACCUCCUCCAAAUGUAUUCGCCUCAUCGACCGAGCCGGAAUUGAGCGCGGCGGAUUCGAGUACGCCUUUUGGAAGGAUAGACUUAGAUAAUAAUUUGACGACCCCCGGUUCGGCCAUUGAAUCCGUGGACCGCGAUCCUGGAGGGUUAACUCGCCAUGUUCAGCCACAUGACUAUCAGGAUACACAUAGGGGAGGGGGAGAUGGAGUACCUCAAAAUUCGCGAAGUCCAUCACACGCUUCAUCCAACAGCGGGCGGUCUCAGCAAAAGGGAGCGCACCAAAAAGGCGGCCUACGGACAGCUACAGGGAAAAAUAGCUCUGAACCCACGGACUCCCCACCCCGUCACCAUGGCUGGCUAGGCAUCUCAAAACUAUUGCACCAAGAUAUAUCCAACAUACCUUUUGACCCAAACGACUUUCACGAGUGCUUGGAAAUAAUGAAUAUGAUGCUCGUAAUCGCAAAAGACAACGCUGAAAUCCAGGACACCAAGAAUACAAGUCAAAAGAUCAUCGAGUUGUCCGAGUACGAUGUCGUUAGGCUCGCGGGUGAUGAUUUGGAGAACUCAUGGGAUAUCUCGGUGGUUAGCGGCUGUCGAGUUCAUGUUCUUCCCCGAGGUCCCCAGGAUCGAGGACCCAUGCGGAAACUUCUCUUGUCGGGCUCGCCCAAGGCUAUAGAAAUGGGAGAAGACCAACUACGGAGUAACAUACACUCGCCCACGGAGCCUGCGCUCCCGCCAUUUACCCGCUACGACAAGCAGGGCAAUAACUCCCUUAUCCGCUCAGUUUGGACUGGCCGGCGAAUGAAAGCUGGAAAUGAAGGCGAUAUCGAGCGCACCCUACGUAAUUCUGGAUUAUGGUCAAAAAGACCGGGGACUCUAUUUCACCGCCGAAGACCACGGGUGGAUCGAGUCGACCAACUGCCGGUUCCAGAAACAUGGACUAUUCGAAGCCUUGCGGAUUAUGUUGAGAGUGUCACCAGCUUUCGCCAGACUAAAGCUCCGCAACGGAUUAUUUACGAUAAUGGAGACAUUCAUGCACAAGUGGUUAAAAAUAUUCUUCUUCGGCUUUGCCAUAAUCCAAGCAAUCGAAAGUUUUUCUCGGCACGAACCAUGAAUCUUGUUAUGUCCUACCUUUACCACCAUAAAUUUUUCCAAGAGCUUAAGGAUUUAUUUCCCCUAUUUGAAGAAUUCUUUACUACUCAAACCUUCAAUACGCUAUUGAGAUCCGCUGCCGCUAAUUAUAAUCUUGGUUUGUUUAAAUCAUAUUUAAGAAAUAUGAAGGAAUACCGAAUCCAGUUGAAUGAAUAUUCCUGGCUCGCCUUCUUGCAGGCCAUAGGAUCACAUGAUAUUCGAGCGAAUAUUCUCGACCGGAUAUAUCGGGAGGGAGUUUUAAAAGACCCCAAUAUCGUAAGGCUUGCUGUGAGUGCAGCAGUUCGCCACAAAUUUCGCGUUCAUCUAGAAAACGGAGGCAGCGGAUCCACUUUCAUCAAAGCAAUGAACAAUGAUUUUGGAGAAGACUGGAUCUCCACUUCUGCCGUUAACAAGUUGGUGCUGGAGACAUCUCUUGCAAAAAACCUACAAGCCCGUAAUGAUAUCCUCCAUUACUGUUGGCAGAGGGAGCUCAAACUUGACACCAUUACGCUGAACAAUGCCCUUCUUUACUAUGUUGAGAUGAAGCAUACGAGUUACGGAAUUCGGUUCUUCGCGAAGUUUACAAAAAUAUACGAGGCAAAGCCGAACUUGUUAACUUGGCAGCUGCUUUGGUACAUGGGCUGUCGCAGGAGGGCAUAUGCUCUCUGCCGGGCGAUAUGGAGGCAUGCCUGCCUAGAACGCUCAGCGACUGCUGGUAUUAUCAAGAUGGUCCUCCGGUCUCUUGCACGCCCGCUAGAACCGGGCCAUUCGUUGACAGUUGGACAGCGAUGGCAUACUCACCUGGGGAAAAUUGUCACUGGCAUUCUUCCCAGUUCAAAUAAUACGGACUCCGCUGGGAGACUGCCGUUUGACCCCAAAUUGGCGACCGUGGAAGAUUUGUGUUCGACUAAAGAUGAGCCUUUUCUAGGAUGGCGGGAGAAAGCCGCUGAGCAGUUGAUUCGAAAGGAUCUGGGUGCCGCAGCGACUCAUAUGCCAUCCAUUCCGUUGUCGGAUAUGCUGUUGAGAGCGAGUAAUCGAGAUACUUUCUGGCCCAAGAAACACAUGUUUGAUGUUCUCCAACAGAGAAAAAAUACCAUACCUUUCCCUGUUGAGCCUAAAUCUACCACUCGUGAAGAAUGGGCGGAAUUAGAGGCACGCCAUAGCAAGGAUAUCGCCGCUGUUUAUACUCGAUGUGAGAGGGAAGAUGUAGUGACGCUGCAUGAUGAUUUACCGGAUGUCAAGGUUGAAUAUGAGCCUCACGACAAAGCCCCGUGA
Ophidiomyces ophidiicola is the source of this 2694-nucleotide messenger RNA. RefSeq lists its product as uncharacterized. Lineage: Eukaryota; Fungi; Ascomycota; Eurotiomycetes; Onygenales; Onygenaceae. The coding region runs from base 1 to 2694 and encodes 897 amino acids. The transcript has a single exon. The record is from RefSeq and is a predicted model, not a curated record.